Molecule: messenger RNA, 834 nt
Organism: Pyricularia oryzae 70-15
Lineage: Eukaryota; Fungi; Ascomycota; Sordariomycetes; Magnaporthales; Pyriculariaceae
Exons: 2
Coding region: 1-834 (277 amino acids)
Source: RefSeq, a predicted model, not a curated record
AUGCAUUUUAUAUUCCCCCUGGUUGUAGCCGCCCUCGCUCGCGCGGCUAUCACAGCUCCGGCUCAACCUGAUCGCCAAGACCAGCACUCUUUAAGCAACAGUCAAUUGGACGAGGGACUUGGCCAAAUAGCAAAAGCUGCCUCGACACACGAUGCACAUUCGAACCCAAUAAACACCGGGGCCCCGAGACGAGAACAAGAAGCCUCGCCUGCCGAUCAGCUGGUGUGGGGACGAUUCACGGCGGGCAACAUUGCACGAAAGUCAAGAGGUCGUGCCCUGGUGGGGGGUCUCGCCAUCCAGGCCAGACAUCGCGCGCAGAAGCGAUUCUCCAUCCCACCAAAGGAACCAGAAGAAGCGACCGGGGAGCGUGUCUACAGGCCGAAUCCGACGGCUGGGCAAAACCCGCGGCGGACACAAGGGCGGGUCCCAAUGCACAGAACGAUGGAUCAGCAGCGCGAGUCCCUCCGCCGAGGCCCCUACGCAGGACACCAGCGCGAUGCGCAAACAUCGAGAGAGCAAGAUGCCGGGCAGUCGCGGCCGCAGAAGCGGGGUUCGACGACGGCCCCGCAGCCCUUUGGCUAUGGCGAUCUCCAAAUGUCACGCUCCCAGUUCGAACGUGGAGCGGCGGUUGUCGCAGACAUAAACAAGCAGUGGGAAAAAGAAACACGGCCGAUGGAAAUUGCCAGGCUUGCUCAGGUGGCGGCUCAAGAAAAGGCCGAUUGCGAAAAGGAAGCCAGGAGACGGGCAAAAAAGGACAGGUUUGGUCGCGCUUUCCGCGCCUGUAUAGGGAAGAAGGACCGUCACGCGCGAGAGCAGUCUCACCCAAACGUAUGA